Messenger RNA from Lymnaea stagnalis (great pond snail), 7514 nucleotides. The record is from the annotation of a GenBank genome assembly. Lineage: Eukaryota; Metazoa; Mollusca; Gastropoda; Lymnaeidae.
CCAAUAUUACCAUAGAUGUAGUAGAUAGUAAAUCUUCUAUUAUCCCAUUUGUUUUGUUCUACUAAAUAUAUGUAGUUUACCCCAUUGUACAAUGUCUGUUUAUUUUUCAUCCUCUUCUAUCCUAUCCCAUAUUACCAGGUCUUUUUUUUUAUUUUACUUCUCAGCCACGGCUUACCCAUAAUGCCAGACCUUUUUAUUUUACUUCUCAGUUAGUUUACCCCAUAUUACCCAAUCUUUUAAUUUUACUUCUCAACUAGCUUACCCAUAAUGCCAGAUUUCUUUUAUUUUACUUUUCAGCUAGUUUACCCCAUAUUACUACGUCUUUUUCUUUAAAUUUGUUUUACUCCUCAGCUAGUUUAUCCAAUAGCACCAUGAAUAAAAAAGAAGGUGUCUUCCUACUGGCCAUUCUUGCUGUGGGUCUAUCAGUUUUCGUGAUCUACAGGAAACAGAUGAAUUGUAUAAACGUAAAAAAACCCACAAAAAACAAUAACCAAAAUAAAAAAAAAAACAACAACAACCAAAAAACAAAAUCAAAAUAAACAAACAACCAAACAAACAAAUACAAACUUUGCAAUGAAUCCCUUUUAUUUUAUUUCGGGUCUCCCAGGGGGGUGGGUGGGGUGGAGUUUGGAAUUUAACAUUGAACGAAUUUGACUUGCAUUAUUUUGACCCCUAACCCUUGAGGAGAGAUUUAUGAACAGUCGCGCAGGGCAGUGAGAAGACAAAGAAAGCUGCAACAGACUAUAAUAAAUAAACUAUGAUCCAGAUAGUUCUGAAUUAACUGACUUGUUUAACCCUCACCUAACAACGCAAUGAAUCGUAACAAAAGUUUCCGUUUGGAUGCACCCUAAACCCCUUUUCCCUGCAGGCCUCUAUUCAUACGACACUGGUAGUUGUGUAGCUAAUUUUAACUUAAAACUGCACAGGCAUUUUGAAUGUUAUGCAUAUACAAUUCCAUAGGGGGGAAAAAACAACACAAGGCAAUUUUUGUUCGUGUUACAUUUAGAUGUUUCUUCUCCAUUUCAGUGUCUUUCAUCAAACAUUUUAAGGCAAGAUGUCCAAAUGAAGGACGCUAAGUCAUCAACAAUAACGUUUUUAGCAAAAGAGCUGAAGAAGAAAUUGUCGCUGGCCAACGUGACGGCGAAUGUCGACAACAUCACGACAUUAUGUCGAACUCUCAAAGUCCAGUAUGAGGACAAAUGUAACCAGACGGACGUGGACGACAACUGCACGCAGAGGCAGCUGCCGGAAAACUUGGAGACCAGGAUAGAACAACUCGUGUUCAGAAAAAAUCUGAUGAUUUCCCCUUACUACCGUGACGUCAUCAGAUCCAUGAGCAGCACCAUCACGAGAUCGUAUGACCUCAUCAUUGUGAGCGCACUGUCGUCGAAUCACUACAGCGAGACGCAGGUAAGUGGUAAGAGGAGGAACGAAGUCCCUGGGCCUGGGGGGAUUUUUUUCUUUUGAACUAAAAGGCCGUAGCUCCACACAGCAAAUUGCGUCCCUCCACACACUUGGCUACCCCAUGGGAUGAUACAGAUUGGCACCAGUUGCGUCGUAGGAGUUGUAUUAAUGUAUCCUGCCUACGGGACCCCUUCUUCGGGUUCAGAUUCAGAGUUUCCUGCACUUAGAUGAGUUAAGAUUUACGGGUCCCAUCCACCCGGGGGCUGGAGAUAAUUUUUGUGUGUUUGUUACAAACCUAUUCUUACUUAAUAGGUUCGUUGGCUUCAUUGUCUAGGGGGGGUUUAAUUAUAUACACUUCACAACUAUAAUUCUUAGAUGAAAUAUAUUUAUUAAUCAACAAAUUCUUCUACCGCCGUUACUGUAAAUCAAAGAACAACACUCCACACCCAAAUCUACAAUAAUAAUGCAUCAUAUCCCUUUCCACACAAUACGUCACAAGAUACUAAGAAUAAUAGAUAAAACAACACACAUAAUCUCAAACCAACACGCAAUCACACUAUACACUCAAGUCCCUAACACUUAACUUGGUCUUUGGUGGAGAUUGUUCAGCUUACACCACUCGACCAUCCAGUCACCAGUGUCUGUUCACCUAUCCACGCUUUAUAUCAUUUAAUCGUGUCAAAGUGGCAACGAUUUUUUCCCCACAUUUUCCCUGACUUUGGUUCAAAAUGUAUAUAGCAUUGCGAUUUUUUAAAUUAUUAUCUUACUUUGUUACACUUUUUGCAGACCGACGUUUGGCGGCAUGGUGCUCGAUACAGCCCCCCUUGUCCAAUCAACAGGUCCUCGUGCGGCCCCCAUGCUGCUUUGAGUUUGAGAUCACUGUUUUAUAGUUAUUUUUCAACAAAAUUGUAUGUCUUUCUUAUGAAGCAACACUGCCCUUACAAGAUAACUCGUGCACAAAAUGCGCGUUCGAUAAUGUACGUAUUUUUUUUUAAAAAAGGACAAAUCCGACGAAAGAAAUUCAGAAAUGGACCUAGUGAUUUUCUUUUCACUGAAAACAAAUCAGAAGGUACAUCCACUACCAGAACCCCAUUACGUGGUCUUGAAGUUACUCUGAAUCUAACGCAGUGCCACGUGAAUCGAAACGUCCUUUUGGCAAACAUGACGAACAAAUGCUAAAAAAAUUUGUUUACAUUUUUUUUUUUUAAAAGGGCAAUCGAAUUAAAAUGCAUCAUAGCUCAGGAUGGCAUAAACUUAUUUUCGCCCAGAACUAUAACGCCUAAUAACUGAUUUCAUGCAUCAUGAAAUGUUCAACUGAGAGGAUCGUAGCAUUUAAAGGUUAAGAUUAUGUUUGAAAAGCAAAUUGCGGAUCGAACCCGCUCUCGAAUUACCGCCACAAAGUCAAUUUCAACUUAGCCACCCCAUCUUAACAACUGCCAUUAAAAAGGUAUAGAGAUUCUAUUUUUCAAGAUAUCUUUUCAGAUUGAAUUACAUUUUCUUUGGGUAUUUUUUUUAAGCGGCAUAGGAAAGGGGAGGGGGUGAUAGGGUCAGCCCCGGGCUGCACUUAUUUAUUUAUUGGGGUGGGUGGGUGGGCGGGGAGGUUGUCAAAUGCAGUUUUUCGAUGGUGACAAAAAAGUCUUGUGCCUCCCAGGCGUCAUCAACCCUAGCUACGCCACUGUGGUUUUGUAUGAUAUGUUUUAAAAUUAGCUAUUUAUUUUCAAGCAAACAAUUUUCGAAUUCCGUCCAGGAUUUUGUAAUUAAUGAAAAACGACAACUGUUUAAUUACUCCUACGAUGUGUUCAAAUCCUAGUUUGAUUUGUUGUUAACCUACCGACUCAUGCAACAGGCGAUGCUGAAGAACCUUCACCAAAAAGUGUUCCAUUGUCUCACCAACUUUUCGCUCGUUCUGUUCGACAUCGGACUGACCCCAGGGGAGAGGAGCGAACUGGAAAAAUACUGCAGGUUAUUUUUUAAAAUUAAUAAUAAAUAUUGGAUAUAACACCUACAAUUACUGAUGUGUAGAGCAACUACAUUUGUUUAUAAAAAAAUAUAAUCAUCAUUGCCGUUAGAUCUGCAUUUAUAUAGUAGACACGCUUUCCAAAAGGAACAGUUGAGACGAUAACAUCUGACACUUUUGUGUCCAUUGCCUCAGGCCUUCCAACCUCCAGUUCCUGGUAUCAUCGUAGAGUAGCAUUUGAAACCAGUGAAGAAUCCUCUUCAAAACCAUGCACAGAAACAUCGCGAACCCCCUCUAUAAGCUUAGGAGCCAGAAUGACCAAUACCUUGACCGUGGACCCUCAAAAUACAGAAUUAGAAGAUAACAACUUAAUCACUAAAAAUAACAAUUAUAGUAAUUAGCGUGUAUAAAACCACUUUCAUUAUAAUUUAAAAGAACAUCGUUCAUUAUACACACACGAUAAUCAUAGCAGGCCCUAUUUAGUUUCAAAAUCCUAUCUAAUGAAGAUAUAUAUAUAUAUUUUUUUUUCAAAUAUGCAUACAUUCUAUAAUCUAUAUUUGAAGAGCACAUUAAUCAUAUAUUCUAUAUUUCAGGUGCACUGUCAUCACGUUUCCUUUCCACCUCUUCCCUCCCCACUUUAGAACGAUGAAAUGUUUUGCCUGGAAACCUCCAAUAGUCAGAUCCAUGAUUGAUAAAGCGAAUGUUGUUAUUUGGCAAGACGCCUCCAUAAGGUAGGAAGUACUGUGUGUGGUUGAUAAAAUGAUUAAUUUCAAUAACGUCCUUUGGCUCUACGACUUUGUAAGGCAAGUUAAAUGAAAAUCAGGGAUUUCUCAAAGCAUUAACAGAACAAAUAUAUGCUUUAAAAAAAAAACGGCUUAUGUAUACAAUUUUAGUUCCAUAGCUCAUCAUAAAAUGGGGGAAUUUUUAGUUUCAAGAUUUUUGGUGAAUGAAUAGUUAAUCAUGAAAACUAAUUAAACGAUUUAAAAAAGAAAGGCCAUUAGAGCAAAAUUAAAAUUUUAGGAAGGUUUUCGCAGCAAACAGAGUGUAUAUAAAGAUAAACCUAGCUGAUGUUGUUAAUGAUGUGUUUGUGUUUGUGGACGCGUGAUUUGGUGCUGAGAGUGUUUGUGUAGCUGUUGUUAUGUGCUUCGUAUUUUGUGACGUAUUGAUGUAUGGGAUAUGACGUUGUUGGAUGUUAAUGAUUUGGGAGUGGUAAUGGAGUUGCAAACAGAAAGCGGAUGAAAGAAUACACUCUGUUCUUUAUGUUAAACAAUUCAUUGAAUAAAUACCCCUAGACGCAACGAAGCCAUUGGACUUCUUCUCCCCUAUUCACAGUUUGUAACAGACGGCAGUCGUCGUAAACAGAAAUAUGCUUCAUUUCUGUUAGCAGGCCUUCCCGUCUAUUUCGUUGAAACAGGUACACCCAGCCUGACGUCAUUCCCGUCAUGAUGAGACGAACCAUUGAGUGUGGAGUGCAGCAACGUUACUACAUGGGUGAAAUAGCCAAUCCCUAUUAUACACUUCCUCAGGUUAGUUGUAUCAGUGUAUCUGGCCAUUGUACACGACCAAUGUACCUGGUCUGUGUACCUGGCCAGGGAAUCUGGUUGGAAAAAACUAGUAAGUUUAGCUGGAAAAAUUCCUGGUCAGUGUUGCUAGUCCAUUAAUUAAAAAAAAAAUGUUUGAUCCAUUCAUGACAUUUCAAAUGUAAGAUCGUACGUUUCCAGAUGUGUGUUACGUGUGUCAUCGUACGUUUCCAGAUGUGUGUUACAUGUGUCAUCGUACCUUUCCAGAUGUGUGUAGCAUGUAUCAUCGUACAUUUCCAGAUGUGUGUAACGUGUAUCAUUGUACCUUUCAAGAUGUGUGUAACAUGUAUCAUCGUACCUUUCCAGAUGUGUGCAACAUGUAUCAUCGUACCUUUCCAGAUGUGUGUAACAUGUAUCAUCGUACCUUUCCAGAUGUGUGUAACAUGUAUCAUCGUACCUUUCCAGAUGUUUGAAUAUUUUGGUGACUCCCCAUGUGCACACAUGGCAUUCGGACAAUGCGAGGCAACGUUUGGCAUGUACCACAGGUAGGUCAAAGCUCAAAUCUAUCUAUCCAUCCAUCCAUGCAUCAAUCCAUCCAUCCAUCCCACCCACCCAUCCAUCCAUCCAUCCAUCCAUCAAUCCAUCCAUCCAUCCAUCCAUCCAUCCAUCCAUCCAUCCAUCCAUCCAUCCAUCCAUCCAUCAAUCCAUCCAUCUAUCCAUCCAUCCAUCCAUCCAUCCAUCCAUCCAUAUCUAUCUAUCUAUCUAUCUAUCUAUCCAUCCAUCCAUCCAUCCAUCCAUCCAUCCAUCCAUCCAUCCAUCCAUCCAUCCAUCCAUCCAUCCAUCCAUCCAUCCAUCCAUCCAUCCAUCCAUCCAUCCAUCCAUCCAUCCAUCCAUCCAUCCAUCCAUCCAUCCAUCCAUCCAUCCAUCCAUCCAUCCAUCCAUCCAUCCAUCCAUCCAUCCAUCCAUCCAUCCAUCCAUCCAUCCAUCCAUCCAUCCAUCCAUCCAUCCAUCCAUCCAUCCAUCCAUCCAUCCAUCCAUCCAUCCAUCCAUCCAUCCAUCCAUCCAUCCAUCCAUCCAUCCAUCCAUCCAUCCAUCCAUCCAUCCAUCCAUCCAUCCAUCCAUCCAUCCAUCCAUCCAUCCAUCCAUCCAUCCAUCCAUCCAUCCAUCCAUCCAUCCAUCCAUCCAUCCAUCCAUCCAUCCAUCCAUCCAUCCAUCCAUCCAUCCAUCCAUCCAUCCAUCCAUCCAUCCAUCCAUCCAUCCAUCCAUCCAUCCAUCCAUCCAUCCAUCCAUCCAUCCAUCCAUCCAUCCAUCCAUCCAUCCAUCCAUCCAUCCAUCCAUCCAUCCAUCCAUCCAUCCAUCCAUCCAUCCAUCCAUCCAUCCAUCCAUCCAUCCAUCCAUCCAUCCAUCCAUCCAUCCAUCCAUCCAUCCAUCCAUCCAUCCAUCCAUCCAUCCAUCCAUCCAUCCAUCCAUCCAUCCAUCCAUCCAUCCAUCCAUCCAUCCAUCCAUCCAUCCAUCCAUCCAUCCAUCCAUCCAUCCAUCCAUCCAUCCAUCCAUCCAUCCAUCCAUCCAUCCAUCCAUCCAUCCAUCCAUCCAUCCAUCCAUCCAUCCAUCCAUCCAUCCAUCCAUCCAUCCAUCCAUCCAUCCAUCCAUCCAUCCAUCCAUCCAUCCAUCCAUCCAUCCAUCCAUCCAUCCAUCCAUCCAUCCAUCCAUCCAUCCAUCCAUCCAUCCAUCCAUCCAUCCAUCCAUCCAUCCAUCCAUCCAUCCAUCUAUCUAUCUAUCUAUCUAUCUAUCUAUCUAUCUAUCUAUCUAUCUAUCUAUCUAUCUAUCUAUCUAAUCCAUCCAUUCAUCUAUCUAAUCCAUCCAUUCAUCUAUCUAUUCCAUCCAUUCAUCUAUCUAUUCCAUCCAUCCAUCUAUCUAAUCCAUCCAUCCAUCCAUCUCCAUCCAUCCAUCCAUCCAUCUCCAUCCAUCCAUCCGUCCAUCGAUCCAUCCAUCCAUCCGUCCAUCCAUCCAUCCAUCCAUCCAUCCAUCAUCCAUCCAUCCAUCUAGCUAUCUAGCUAUCUAGCUUUUACAUCGGUCAAGAAAUAAACAAACAAAAGCUAGUGCAAAAAAACAAAACAACAACAAGGAACAAUUCAAAUGGACCAUCUCUACGUAUUUACAUGAGUUAACCCAAAAGUUAACGAGUCAAUAUAUCUAAUGUGAAGUUUUAUUAUGUUUUUACUUUCAGAGAACCACUUGUAGUACAGGCCGUCCUUGACCCUUGGCUCGGGUGCGCACUCAGUCCUGUAUGCACGUGCCCGGCGAACCAGAGUCAGUAUCAAGACUGUCAUAAAUUUUCACUGGACCCCACCAAACUCGGACACUGCAUGAGGAACGACCAGUCGUCCAUAACGGUCAUCCUCGCCAAGCUGUUCCGAGAGAAAUUCCACCAUUUUGUUGUCAACGUCGAAUGGUUCCAGGAUAUCUUGAGAGGAGAGCAGUCGAUGUACUUCUCAACUUUGAACUAAGACAACAACAACAACAACAAAAACAAACAAAAAACAAAACUUCACAAAAAUUAAAACACAAACAUCUCAGAAUUUUUUCAAUUCACCGGUCUAUGUAUUUAUGAACAAAAUAAGUCAGAUGUGGUG